Messenger RNA from Australozyma saopauloensis, 1197 nucleotides. RefSeq lists its product as uncharacterized. Lineage: Eukaryota; Fungi; Ascomycota; Pichiomycetes; Serinales; Metschnikowiaceae. Gene Ontology annotation, biological process: rRNA processing. The record is from RefSeq and is a predicted model, not a curated record. The coding region runs from base 1 to 1197 and encodes 398 amino acids. The transcript has a single exon. Gene Ontology annotation, cellular component: nucleus; preribosome, small subunit precursor.
AUGUUCACGCAAUGUGUAUUAUUUUUUUCUUUGAAACGGUUUCGUGUUUGCAGUACCAAUAGCUCCGCUGCACAAUACAGCACUCUUCAGAGAGGAGUCUUCAACCAGGCCUUCCCACAACCAAACGAGUCAAAAAUAAAAUACGAUCAUUUUGAAGCAUUGCCCAUAAAGAUUCUAUAUUUGCCAAUAUUUGCAACUAGAUCCUUCUCAUCUCUCUCCACACUCCAUCGGCAUCCCAUCUCUCCUGCAUUAUCUGCGAUGGCCCAAAUCCAUCAGCUACCUACAACACCAAUGGUCUCAGAAACAAGUGCCUUUGUGCGCAAAUUGGCACAUAACGAUGCUGCCGUCAGAAGCGCCGCCUUCAAAUCACUUUGUGCCUUCUUGACCUCCAAGAGUCUGGCCCAGCUCGACCUCUUAGAGUUACAGAAAAUAUGGAAGGGCCUCUACUUCUCUAUGUGGUACUGUGACAAACCGAUUCCACAACAAGACCUCGCUGGUAACUUGGGAAAGCUUUAUUCUGAGGUCAUUCCAGCGAAGCAGUUGGAGUUGUUCCACAAGGCUUUUUGGGCAACACUUCUGAAACAAUGGCACUCGAUAGAUAAAUGGAGAAUCGACAAGUACUUGAUGUUGGUCAGAAGAGUGCUUAGGCACAUGUUGUUCCGUCUCAGUUCUGAGGACUGGUCGCAGGAGAAAAUCGAUCUGUUUUUGCUGGUGUUGAAUGAAUAUCCAUUGGGCGCCGAUCCUAAGUUCCCUCAAUCGUUGACAUACCAUGUUUGUGACAUUCUUCUAGACGAAAUUGAAUAUGUUGUUUUCAAGGAUUUCAGAACAUACAGUGAAGAAAAUGAUGUCGACGAUGAUGAAGACGAUGAAGAUGACGAGGAUGAUGAGGAUGAUGAAGAUGAUGACAGCGACAAGGAAGACGAUGUGCAGAUGGAAAAGGACCAAGACGUCGAAGAAAGCAUUACACAAGGAUUAUCAGAGGAAGAACUCGCAGCCAAGCGCAAGGCUGUUGCCGACGCUACUCCCAUCGCCACUUUGAUCGCACCUUUCCAAAAACUAGCACUCACUGCCAAGAACAAGGCUUUGAGAAACAAAAUCCAGGAAGAGAUCCUUGAUGAUGAGAGAUUGAAGUUGUGGGGUGUUUUAGAAGACGACGCCGAGGAGAAUUCGGAUGACGAAUGGAACGGGUUUAAUUAG